AUGGAGAAGAUUGCCAAAAUUGAUCCAAAGGCUGUGGAUUAUCUUUCCCAAGUGCCAAAGCAGUGGUCAAGGCACAAGUUUGAACCACAAGUGGUUUGUGAUCACAACACCACCAAUUUUGUUGAAUCUUUCAACGCUUGUACCAAGCCUUUUAGAGACAUGCCAGUGUACACUCUGAUGGAAGAAGCUGGGAGUUGGUGUAUGAAGAAGAUUGGGUCUAGAUUUGACAAGGCUAUAGAAAUGGGACCAAACCAAUUGACUGAAUAUGCUGCUGGGGUAUUAGAAGAGAGGAGUCAACAGUCUAGGUUUUGUUCUGUAACAGCUGCUGUGGGAGGGGAAUAUGAAGUGAAAGAGGGGGCUGUCAAAUACCCUAUUAAGUUAGAUGCAAGGACUUGUGGUUGUGGAGUAUGGCAAAUAUCUGACAUACCUUGCAGACAUGGCCUUAGGGUUAUUUACCACCAAAGACUUGAGGCUACUGAUUUUGUGUCUCACUACUUCAAAGGGCAAGCAUACAAGUUAACUUACUCAGAGCACAUGCACCCCAUGCCUGACCCAACCCAAUGGCCUUCUUUUGACCUUCCUAUUAUCCUCCCACCACCCAUGAAGAGAGCAUCAGCUUCUAUUUUCUUCAAUUUCUCCUUCCUUUGUGCUGCCUUUGUUGUUUCUCAUUGGCAGUGGUUGCUCAAUGUUUCCCUUGCACCACUUGAAGUUGUCACAUAA
Spinacia oleracea (spinach) is the source of this 720-nucleotide messenger RNA. RefSeq lists its product as uncharacterized. The record is from RefSeq and is a predicted model, not a curated record. Lineage: Eukaryota; Viridiplantae; Streptophyta; Magnoliopsida; Caryophyllales; Amaranthaceae. The transcript has 3 exons. Bases 1 to 720 code for a protein of 239 amino acids. Gene Ontology annotation, molecular function: zinc ion binding.